AACAUGGCCGUUGCGGGUUGUGCCAAAUUCCUUCUUCAGAGAUCAUCGCCAAGGUUAAUAUUCCCCUUCAGGUCAACGCCGGCUUUCAUCAGUCCGUUUCAAUGCCGGGGCCAUCGUUUGGGCCCGAGUGAUGACGAAAUGUAUCAGCGUACCACAGUGUCCGUGAUGAAGAAGGAGCCAGGAAGCGGCUUCAUCAUCCUCGGUUACAGCGCACAAGGAUUUAACAUUAAUGGCAACAAAGUCUUUGGGCCCUGCGCAGUUCUCCCUCCUUCUAUCCUGCAGUGGAAGGUGGGGGGUUCCAAAGACAUCACGCAAGAAAGUGUGUCACUUUUCCAUAUGAUUGUCCCCCAAAUAGAAAUUCUCGUCCUUGGCACGGGUGCGCGCCUGGAACGUAUCCAUCCGUCAGUUCUGACUCUUCUUAGGAGCAAAGGCAUCGCGGUGGAGGUGCAAGACACGGCAAAUGCAUGUGCAACCUUCAACUUCCUGAUAAGUGAAAACCGGGUAGUGGCCGCCGGUCUCAUCCCUCCGUCGAUGAGCAUGGAACUGGAGGUGAAGAAUCAGUAG
Nerophis lumbriciformis (worm pipefish) is the source of this 564-nucleotide messenger RNA. The record is from RefSeq and is a predicted model, not a curated record. Lineage: Eukaryota; Metazoa; Chordata; Actinopteri; Syngnathiformes; Syngnathidae.